Osmia bicornis bicornis is the source of this 4378-nucleotide messenger RNA. RefSeq lists its product as uncharacterized. The transcript is spliced from 2 exons. The record is from RefSeq and is a predicted model, not a curated record. The coding region runs from base 518 to 3685 and encodes 1055 amino acids. Lineage: Eukaryota; Metazoa; Arthropoda; Insecta; Hymenoptera; Megachilidae.
AAACGGAACAACACGAUCAUUCGGUACGGCAGUCGUAAGUGAACCUCGCGACACACACGGUUGGGUAUUCGCUUUCGGUGCUCGCUGUACACGCUGCUCGUACCGGAGCCGCUCGACGUUUGUCGCAUCCAUCCUCCAGAUUCUGACGUUGUGUCGUUCGUAUACGGUGCAUGUGUGUGCGUGCGUAUGUGUCAGAGAGUGGGACACUGGCGCAGGGCCAGUAGGAUCCACCGAUAUAAAAGAUCUGCGGUCACGCGGACCGCGAGGCUACUCGUUUGCUCAUCGUCGUCCAAGUGCAGUGAGCGGAUAGCGAGCACGAUUUUGCUUUCGCGUGUUAUGAACUUGUCUCGGUGAAAACGGUGCCCGAAUCGUGGCGCGGAUCGAACGGAAAGACUCUACCGGAACGAGGAUACAUGUGCUUGAAUCGCGUACAUUCUUCAGAUCGCAGAGUAACAGGCCGCGUAUUAACACGGAGAAACAAGACGGGCACGAGUGGACGGAUACUUAGAAUAUCACGAUGCAGAAAAGAAUUCGAGUUCAGAAUCUCCUGCUAAUUGCAGCAGCGUUAGCGACAUGCGUAUCAAUCGUCGCAUCGUCGUCACCCUUGUCGAACAGGGAAAGGAGGCACGUCGGUGUCGAGGAAUCUAGUCAUCGGCCAAACAAAACGCAUCAUACGCCGACGGGCCGGAGUUUCAAAUCGUCGACCAACAGGUACAACGAGAUAACUACGGAACCCGGAAGGAAAGUGACGCACAGACUGAUCGGAGGACACCUGAGAGCGGACGCGAAGCAUGAGAAUGAUGAGACGUUCUGGGACGACGGGAUUCUUCUGUCGUCAGCCGGAAACGGCAAGGAGGGAAAGCCUAAUCGAAAGGACGAUGACGACGAGAAAAAAACGCUGUCGCAGCAAGUGAAAGAGGGGAAGUACGGUUUGAUACAGGAUGAAAUUUAUGAAAAGCAACCGAAACGACCCGGUAUCAUCAGUUAUCUGGGCAAUCCAGAAGUACCAAAGGAUACGAUUAAAAAUCUUGGUGGUCUCGACGAAGAUGAUAUCUGGUUGGCAGAGAACCACGUGCUCGUGUUGAGAGGAGGGAAAUUUCCUGGCCACGAGAGCACGCAAAAGGACGGACAGACUUGGCCACCGAUCGACAAUUACAAAGCUCCGAGAAGACAGGUCAAGAUACCAUCGAGGCCGAAGAUACCGCCGCCCUUUCCGGUACAGCUCACGGAGGGUGGUCCCGUACAGAUCAUCGGGACGAACGGUACCAAGGAUAUCGUUAACGGGUCGGUCGACAACAAGAAAGACCCGUUGCUUACGAAAGGAUUGUUACCAGAAGAUGGUCCGCUCUUCGCCGUUAUAUCCAACGGAACGAUCCUGACGUCCGACCAGAAGAACGCGAGUUCGAACGAAGAAAAGCCAGAAUCUCUGCCACCAGGAAAUUUUCCACCGUUCUAUCACGCGAUACCACCAGGCGCGGUGUUUGUACCACCGCCUGUUAAUCUGUCGGAUUACGACGAAGAGGAUCAGUCGAUUUAUUAUCCACCGCCGUACAGCUUUCAGUACCAACAAGACAACACCACCGCGGUGCCACCUGGUCCUCUGGUCCCAGGUAUCAUCCUCCCACCUCCGCCCGAUUUCUUUUCCCCUCUCGAGGAUAAGAAAUCUACUACGAAGAAGUACACGAAGCGUCCAGGAACCACAACUUCCCCAAGACCCAGGCCUACUUACUUGCCACCAAGAAAACUAACCACGAAGCAGUUCAAGAGUACAACCACCGUGCCAACCACUAAAUCGAGAUCGUCGAUCAGUUUGACGACCAAUACCAAAGGGUACGGUAGGACGUCGUAUAAGAAUUUAACGGACGCUUCUACGCCCAGAAUGAAAACUAAGCUUUAUAUAGAGGUGACGACACCAAAGUCGGAUAAACCUACGACCCUUGAUAACGCUGAGCUUUACAGCGUCAGUCCUGCGAUAGAGAAUCAAGUGACCAAUCAAGAGAACGUUCAAGAAAAGAAACAAGCAUGGCCAGGAUUGGUGAGUAAAACGAAUCCUAUACUGGCUUACUAUGCCACGACGACGCAAUCCACCUUGGAAAGACCAGUGGAGGUAACGCCAGCCACAGUAAAGAAUAUCGUUACUACAGACACUCCGGUACGAUCUAAUAGCCAAGCAUCCUACUACUUUUACGAAGAAUCGAACGACGAACCGAUCGGCACCACCGCCAAUCCGUCUUCGUUCUAUUACAAAACAACAACGGAAUCGCCGUUCUACGAGACGGUAACCAGGCCACGUUUGGAAGACAAGAAGAAACAAUACUAUAGCGUAGAGACAAUUCCGUCGCAAGAAACCUCGAAGGACUACAGUAUUAAAUUUAUCGGUUCGCUGGUGAAAAACUCUGGUCCCGUUCGCUACACCGACUCGACAGUCACGCGAACAUCGUCCAACUAUGAAACGAGUGGCUCGGCCAGAACUCAGGGUCAACGUAUGUUACCUGAUCACGCGCCUCUCUAUUAUCAGACGAUAUCCGCUCGUCCAGCCGUGCCGGUGCAACCUUAUUACACCACUGCUAAGCCGCCGCAGACCUAUUACAGGCAAGAGACGAAACCGAAGCCGAUCUAUCAGUACAGCUUCGAGGCAGCUGAUUACUCGAAGCGCGGCGAUCAUCAGAGAAGCAGGUACCAACAGCACCGCCAGCAAACCAAUACCUACGAAGAAUAUCCAAACGUUAAAGUGAGCAAGAUCGGCUACGAUGAUCAUCGAAAUGAUUAUCAACAGGAUGAAUCGGUGGUCGAGAAACGGGUCAGACCAGAAAGCGUACCGUACAAAUCUCAACAACCGAUAUACACGCCGACCAGUCAUUCGCUGAUCAGUACAACGCCGAAUCCUCAUCACGUUUAUUACACUCAACAAGACGACAAGUUCCUGGACGAAGUAACGAAAGAAUACUUCACGAUGUUCGGCAAGAAGAUAGCCCAUAAGAACUUACCGAGCACCACGCCCAUAUACCCGAAAUCGAACAGUGUCACGGAACGUCCGGAUUACAAUACGAACACUUACGUGGAGAACAAUUACAACACUGCCGAAGCACCAAUCUAUAAGACACCCAACGUGAAAGUACAUUACGGUGAUCAAUCGCAGAGACCGUAUUCCCUCAAGGAUGAUAUUCUCGUCAAUUACAGGCAACCCCUUCCCCCUAUCGAACCGGACAGCGAAUUCAUCGCGGUGAUAGAUCCCAGUCAACAACCACCGAACUACAGAUUGGCCGGUAGAGAGGAUCAACCUUUCGCGUCAAUCCGUGCUUAUCCCCCUCAACAACUGGUGAAUACCAGGAACGAUGCGUCCACGAAUUAUGUGCCUAUCGUGGAGUCACCAGAGGAGAUCGACGAGCCAUAUGAGCAGCUACCGAUAUCCCUGGCGGACGAUAUCAAAGUGAACUAUCGCGAUCCGCGACCUACUAUCAAUCCGGACGCGGAAUUCAUCGAUCCACUGCCGGUGCGGGACAGCCAAGAGGAAAAGCAAGCAAAGGCCUACUUCGCGUACAGAUUGCCAGGCGAUGGUGGACACUUUUAUUUCCUAACGCCUCAGGCGAUCACGCAGAGGCCGGAACAGAACGGCAGACACCUAUACUCGAAAUCGAGGGGAACGAGACUGCUGAGACGUCGACGGUGGCCGGCCAAUGUCUGAUAGCAUUGGCUGGAUUAGGUGCGAUGCCAUAAUAAUAAAUCGUCGGGGAAUGCACGAUCGAAAUUUCGUGUCGCAAGCACACGAAUCGCGACCUACCGUUUAUAGGAUGUAUUUAUUAUAAUAUUUACGUGUAAAUAAUAUACGCCACGACUUUAGAAUGUAGAUGACUAUCGACGCCUUAUUUCACUGUAUCGGAUGCUUAAUUUAUGCGACUUAACUCUCCCGCUUGUUAUAGAUUGAUACAGAUGCGAUACACGAUGCUCGCGUGCGACCAAAGGUACGCGAUUGUUCAACGAGCGAACGAUCGUCGCGUACUCGCCCGUUGUCUGUGAUUAAUGAACGAAGUAAACACGUACCGUGUAUAUAGUUUGCGAUUAUUGCGUUAAGAAAUCAAUCGUAGAGCGCAAAAUACGUCUUUCUUUCUUUCAUAAAACGUUAUUCAAGUAUUUUAUGUUCAUUCCCGCAUGAUAUUUUAUACGUUCGUUGCGAAAUCAUUCAAGAAACUGUAAAUACGUGUGCGAACAAUUUUAUAUGUAACAUGACGUAACUAUAUGUAACGUUAUUUAAUUGAUGGUAUUAUUAUCGUAGAGUUAAAAUUAGAAUGUAAAAGAUAGAUGUUUUCAACAAAUAUAUGACUUGCGAUUAUUUAAGUUUGAAAAUAAAUAUUUUGAAAAUAAAGAAACUUGGAGAGAA